Molecule: messenger RNA, 6104 nt
Organism: Cadophora gregata
Lineage: Eukaryota; Fungi; Ascomycota; Leotiomycetes; Helotiales; Ploettnerulaceae
Gene: TAF2
Product: Transcription initiation factor TFIID subunit 2
Exons: 2
Coding region: 551-5188 (1545 amino acids)
Biological process (GO): transcription initiation at RNA polymerase II promoter
Cellular component (GO): transcription factor TFIID complex
Molecular function (GO): chromatin binding; RNA polymerase II general transcription initiation factor activity; transcription cis-regulatory region binding
Source: RefSeq, a predicted model, not a curated record
GCAGCAUCUUGGAGCUUGCCAACGACCUUGAAGGGCUUCAAAGUACUCGGAGGCCAUUGUAACAAUAGCAGCAGAGAUUCCGUUCAAGAGAAAAUUCACAAAAUAAUUUUGGUGCUCUCAAGCUUUUCUUCCCAAAUCGCAUUUCUGCCUUUCACCUUCCAGUCACUCCCUCCCUCACCUUUGCCCUUGGAUUUAAUAAUCCGCGACAAUCCUUUCAACUGCGAUCGCACAAACCCAAACCUCGAAAUUUGCGACAAGCAACGAGCUUCAUUUCCCUGCCGCCACGCAAUUCCACAAACCUCAUCGAUCUUGUAACGUUUAUCCACCAGGUCGAUUCAGUCGCUGUUCCGCCCACAUCUACGAGUUACGCUCUUUUCGAUCACAGAGCACGAGCGCAUUCAUAUCUGUACACAACAGACCGUGGUCGGGCCUCUGAGAACGGAUGAGAGGCUCGUAGGAGGUAUCGUCGCGCCAGGGCAGCUGGACUUCGAAGAGGCGCACUUGCGCGACUACUUAAAUCUUGAGGUCUUGCGCCGACAGGUCGAACGACAUGGACGCCAAUGGCCUACCCGUGGGUGAGAAGCUCAAGCUCGAACCCGAGUAUGGCUUCGUCGUAGUAAGCCAGAAGGUGGAACUAGACGUUGAUUUCGCGACACAAAGCCUGACGGGGCGCUGCGAGAUCACCAUUCUGCCAAAUCACAACGAGCUCAAGGAGAUUACAUUGGACGCCCGGCAGUGUAUCAUAAACUCGGGUCAGGUCAAGGUGGAAGGAACCGCUGCGGAGUUCUCGUACGAGGACCCUAUGGAGAUGCUUAACGUUCCUGAGAAUUGGCUUUUGGGAGUCCACCAGGCUACGCAGCAGAAGUCCAGACUGAAGCCGGUGGCCAUGACUGAGGACAUGAGAUCGAAUGGCUCGCUGGUCAUCACUCUACCACCUAGUGUCAAAGUCACGGAGGCAGAUCCCAUGUCUGAGAGCGCUGUCCCUUUCGCCGCUUUUCGAGCAGCGGGCUUGCCAGGCAUGCGGACACCUUCAGUUGCUCUUGACGCGCCUCCUUCAGCGGUUUUGGCGGCUCCUAGGACAGCUAUUGGUGGAAUCUCAAACUACAAGACUCUCGUCGUCAGCAUAAACUUCGCCGUCAAUAGCUUCAGAGAAGGUCUCCACUGGGUCGGCGUGAAUGAAAGCGACCAGCGAUAUCCGCAUGUCUAUACUAGACACAGCAUUGACCGAGGAAUUGCUUCUUGCAUAUUCCCUUGUGUUGAUGACUCGAGUAUGAGAUGCUCUUGGGAGAUUUCUAUCAGAUGCUCAAGGACUCUUGGAGAUGCGCUGAAGCGUCGCUCAUUUCCGGCGACUCGCAAGCUUAAUGGACUUCCUAAAAGUGGGCAUCACGAAGAGCAUGAAGAGCAAGAGGAGAUUCUCAGCGAAGAUGAUAAGCUGUUGGAAUUGACAGUUGUUUGUUCCGGCGAGUUGACGAACGAUAUUACAGAUCUUCAGGAUAGCUCAAAGAAGAUAGUAUCCUUCUACGUAGAGAAGCCUGUUGCUCCUCAGCACAUUGGCUUCUCUAUUGGUCCCUUUGAGCAAGUCGAUCUAUCAGAGUUCCGCGAAGUGGAAGAUGAUGAGAAGCUUGGGCAAAGCCAGGUCAUCCCAGUAUGGGCGUACUGUCUACCGAACCGCUCUCCUGAAGUUCGACAUCUUUGUGCUCCACUGGCUCACACAGUAGACUACUUCCUACUUGCCUUUGGAGCUUUUCCUUUCUCAGACUGUCGGCUUAUCUUCGUUGAUGACCAGGUUCAUGACACUGAGCAUGCAGCAUCGCUUACCAUCUGCAGUAAUCGACUUCUGUUUCCUGAGAAGAUAACUGACCCGGAAGUCGAGAACGUCCGCACACUGGUUCAUGGGAUUGCAAGUCAGUGGAUUGGUGUUGGUAUUACCCCUGCACAGCCUCACGAUAGAUGGAUUACGGUUGGCUUAUCUCAUUACAUUACUGGCGUUUUCAUGAAGACCCUUUGUGGCAACAACGAAUAUGCAUUUCGCCAAAAGACGUUGUCGGACAAGCUGGUAGAGCUAGACUUUCAAAGACCCUCUCUCUACGCUCUAGGCGAGGUCCUCAACCUCGGAUCUUUUGAGUACGAGUUCAUGAGCCUAAAGGCACCCCUUGUUAUGUUCAUUCUGGAUAGAAGACUUCUCAAAGCUACGGGCUCAGGCGGGCUCCAUCGAGUCAUCCAGAGACUUGUCGUCCUUGCUAAUACUGCCUCCGAGAAUACGGUAUCUACAGACGGUUUUCGCAAGUUGUGCGAAAAGAUCACAAAAUACCGACAACUUGAUACCUUCUGGAAUCAAUGGGUUCUGGGUUCUGGAUGCCCAAGAUUCACCAUCAACCAGAAGUUCAAUAAAAAGAGAUUGUGUGUUGAGCUACUGAUAUCUCAGAAGCAAGACACAAUGCCAACCCAAAGAGCUCUACAGAAGGAUUCCUUUCUCCGAGAAGUUAAGGAAGAAGUCCAUAACAUCUACGCACCAGACGUUCAAGCAGUCUUCACUGGACCAAUGACGAUUCGGAUCCAUGAGGCUGAUGGAACCCCUUAUGAACAUAUCGUUGAGAUCCGAGAAGCGUCACAGAAGAUUGAUAUUCCUUAUAACACCAAGUAUAAGCGGCUGAAGAAAAGUCGGAAGCAGAAAGAGCGUCUAAAUGCUGGAGGGGCAGAUCCCAAUGCCGAAGGUGGAGAUGACUCUCUUCUGUACUGCUUGGGUGACGUGCUACAGAGAGACGAGGAUAAGGAUGAGUGGGGACUGAGAGACUGGGAUGCAGAUACCGAGGCCAAGAUGGAUAUGGAAUCAUAUGAGUGGAUUCGUGUUGACGCCGAUUUUGAGUGGCUUUGUGAAAAGCACUUCCCGAGCAUGGCUUCGUACAUGUACGUCUCCCAGCUCCAGCAGGAUAAGGAUGUUGUUGCUCAGCAAGAGUCAAUGCUGUACCUUCAAACCGUACCGCCUCAUCCACUCGUCUCGACCUUUUUGACCAGAACAAUGAUGGACACUCGCUACUUCCAUGGCAUUCGCACCAUGGCGGCUUUGGCCCUUAAAACCCAUGCCGGGUCUUCUACUCAGUUCAUCGGUAUGAAGCAGCUUGCGAAGGCCUACUCGCAAUUCUUCUGCUACCCUAAUAGCACGACCCCGAAACCCAACGACUUCAGUGACAAGAGAGCUUACAAAGUCGAGAUGGCUAUCAUCAAGUCAUUCUCCAUGAUUCGGGAUAACCACGGAAAUUGCCCCAAGAAAGCUCGUGCAAUUCUCCUUGACAUACUACGAUUCAAUGAGAACUCCAGCAACCAAUUUUCGGACAACUUCAAAAUCACAACUUUAUUGUCUGCACUCGCUGAUUCCCUCAUCCCCAAGAAGGACGCGAAUAACGUUCUCGACAUGGGAGACGAUGACGACGAUCCUGAGCCUAUGGAAUUUCGAAAGGCUGUUGUCGACGAGCUGGAUCGUUACCGUCGUAAUGAUGAGUGGAUCGAUUCUUACCACAACUCCUUCACAGUCACGGUUCUGGAUUGUAAGCAGCGCCUCAUGAAGGCCAAAGUUAUUCCUCUUGAUGCAGUGGAAUUUGCACAGUAUCUCCAUGAUGGCAGUUCAGAAUAUGUCCGGAUCAAGGCAUUCUCUGCUCUGAUCGAACUUGGCUUCCUGACAAACAACUCGGUUGCCUCUCUCCUCCUCAAUUGUGCUAGCACAGACCCCUCGCCAUAUGUCCGUAGACAUCUUUUUGAGAUCUUCUGUGUAGGUGUUGCUGCAAUUGCCUUUGGACACGACAAGAAACCCGAACCAUCUAAGCCCAAGACUAAUGGUGUUGCGGCUGUGAAUGGGGACAAUGAUGUUGUGAUGGGCGGUACAGGAGCUGCACCAGCCGGAGCAGAAGGUGGAGAUGGUGGAUUGAUCAUCGAGGAAGAUGCAACUCGUGAUACGGAAGCUCGUGCAGCUCACAUCGCCCGGACCAAGACUCUUGACGGUGCCCUGGCAGCACUAAAGCUUGAGCUCAAGGACAACGAGGAGUUGAAGCAAGCAAUCUGGAAAGCUGUUAAAUCACCAGUCAUAGGUUUCGUGGAGCAGCUGGAUAUCCUGGAUAUCUGCCAGGUCAUCUACAAUGUAGUGGAGUCCUUGACAGUCAAGUUGGUGUACCCCAAGUACUGGAAGGUCACUCACUUGGGCAAAUGCAAACUUGUCUUCAGCCAAACAGACAAAAUCCGGACAAAACCAGUUACGCAGCCUCCUCCUGCUACCUUGGUGGUCGAACCUCCGAAGGCGGCCCCAAUACCACCGCCACCCGCACCAGCUCCUGUCAUGGUACCAAUGUCAACACCAAAACCAGCUCCGCCUGCUCAAACGAAUUCAUCUCAGAAUCUCAAACUCACCUUUAACAACAAAGCCGUCAGUGCUGGAGGUGGAGCGGUUUACACGCAAAGUCCUAAGCCACCAACACCCUCAGUCGAAUCUAUGGCACCCCCGCCACCCAAAUCUGCUCCAAAGCGUCCAGCACCAGAACGUACGCCAAGUGUGGAUGACCGUCCAAGAAAGAGAGUGAAAAUAGUUGCACUACACUUCACAGAAUCAGGUUUUCAAAAAUCUUUGGAGAUACAACGGUUGCCACCUAACCCUGCACCGGUUCGUGCGAAGUCAUCUACAAAGAGCGAAUCCCCUGGUCCUCGACCGUCCCCCAGACCAUCCCCAGGGCCCAAGGGAACCUCUGGACAACGACAUGCACUACCUUCCGGCAAUACAGGACAGCGGACAGGCCUGCCAAGCACUCCUUCGGCCAGUAGAACUCCUCUACCAGUAGGUUCAGCUGGCAGAACUCCCCUCCCCCAGACUUCAGUCAAUGGCAGAACUACACUCCCAGCAGCUACUUCGGCACACAGAACCGCACUUCCUCAAGCUGCUUCUACUCCCCGGCACCCACUGCCUCCAAGUCCUGCGCCAUCAAGUAAUCACUCCAUGUCUCCAGCACCCCAGAACGCUUCCGUUGUGAAUCGAACGAUUCUGAAAAUCCGUAAGCCUCUUCCGGACGCUGUGCCACGUCCAACUACUCACACAGCCCCUCCAGUGAACACCUCUACCUCUACUUCUACCACUACUCCAGCUGCGAGGCCUUCCAGAAUCGUUAAACUACCGGCGCCAAGGGACUUUUUGCGGAGACUUGGUUAAUGGCGUUAGGUUGGGAAAGGAAACUUUACACAUGCAUUUAGCGAAAAGGCGUUCGUGGGACAUUUUCAUCGACGGGACGAUGAUUUCCAUUUGAUUUUUUUGAUUCGUAGAUAGUUGUCAGUCUGUAUUGGUGAAGACUGAGGAACAAAGGCCGUUGGAUGUGGGAGAAGUAAAACUAGCUGCGCGUUGCAUAGUCAUUCUGUGUAACGUGGCAUGACAUGGAGGCUCCUUCCAGAAUUUGGCGCUUGAAAGCGAGCUUGUACAGUGAAGGAUUUCAGUGGAGGAGAAAGGAAACGAAUCCAAAUCUCGCACAGUGGCUUUCAUUUGUUUCGUCGUGAUCUCUUUCCGCGGUCCUCCAAACUCCCUCACCCUCGUUAUGUCACCGUCAAACUUCCCCUCCCAUCUCCACAUGCAGCAGCUUGACAUGUGCAUUCCUUCGAGAUCUCAACCUCUCGAGCCACCCGCGUUCCCCAUUCCGAGUCCCAGUCUCUCUUCCCUUGUCUUUACCUGUGACCUGGCUCUAUCACCUGGCAAGGGUCGCAAUUCAUCAUUUGGAUCGCGAAAGUUCUGAGAUUUUUGUUGCUGUUGUGGCGUGCCAUAUUGAGCGCGCAUCUCUGCUUCCAUAGCGGCCUGCUCUUGCAAUUGGGCUUCGUGUGCGCGCCUGUCUUCGUAAGUAGCUAUAUCCUCCGUGGUGAGCGUGAUUGCUGUUGGUUUGCGACGGAGCAUGGUCGCGAUCUCAGCAAGUACUGAAUUCUUUUUGGAAGGGGCGAUUGUGUGCGACGGUGCGAGUAAAAGAAUUUGUCCUUUUAGCUUUGAAUGUUUUGAAUUCAAAAUUUGAGAAACUGGUCUGUUUGAGUGAAGUUCGAGGUAGUUGGUACUUGUGAGGUCUUCAGCUCAACCUAGACGCGAAACUAUG